CCCUGGCCGGGAGCCGGACUCCCGCGCGUUUUCGGCUCGCCGGGCUCCGAGAGGGAUCUCCCCGCGAAGAGGCCGGCGAGGACCAGAGAUUUAUCAGGAUGAAUGCAAAUACGGUGACAAGGACUGUCCAGGUACGGAAACUUCCUGAGUGGAUGUCUGCACCGCGUGAGGGAAGUGAUGCCGAUAAAAGGAAGAGGAGUGUUCUGGAAGGUGGCCUUCCCCUGCUGGAAUUCCCUGGCUCCAUCAUUUAUAGCUUCGAAGCGAGCGAUUGUUCCUUCCUGGCAGAAGAUAUCGGAGUGAGCUUGUCUGAUGGUGCAGUGGUUGGAUUUGACAUUGAAUGGCCUCCAUCCUUCUGGAAGGGCAGGUCAGGCAGGGUCGCCCUCGUUCAGUUAUGUGUAUCUGAGAGCAAAUGCUAUUUAUUUCACGUGGCUUCGAUGUCAGUUUUUCCUCAGGGAUUAAAGAUGUUACUGGAGAAUGAAGCUGUUAAAAAGGCUGGUGUGGGAAUGGCGGACCAGUGGAAACUGCUCCGAGACUUUGACGUCCACCUGAAGGGCUUCGUGGAGCUGGCCACUGUGGCGAAUGAGAAGCUCAGGUGUAAAGAGACGUGGAGUUUGGACGGCCUGGUGAAGCACCUCUUUGGUAAGCGGCUUCUGAAGGAGCAGUCCAUCCGCUGCAGUCUCUGGGACGACUUCCCACUCACUGAGGACCAGAAGCAGUACGCCACCAUUGACGCCUACGCUAGUCUCAUAGUUUACCAAAAAUUGGAAACCUUGAGUGGAGCUGAGCAGACGCUGCUGACAAAAACUGAGGUGGACCAAUGUCCUGAGGAGGUGAAGAAGCAGUUGCUGUCCCUCUCUGAAGAGAUGAUGGAUCUGACCAAGCACCUUUCCCAUCCUUGGAGACCCUGUGGCGAGCCACAGAGAGUUACUGAGUUACUGAAGAGCCUUUCAGAAGACCUGGGGGCAUUGAGGACUGUGCUGCUUGGGGCUCCCACCUCGGAGGGGCCCGUCAUGGACCCCCCAUUAGAUGAUGGCCCUGCAGCUGAGGAGGAGCCAAGUAGAUCUGGAGAUGGUGGACGGCACGCAAACGGUGGCAACUUCAUUGAAUGUGGAGGAGGAGCUCGGAUGGACGAUAGGGCCCACCUGACCCCAGAUGGGUCUGAAGGCGGAAGGGAGGAUCAGAGACCCCAAGAAACCGGGGAAAGGGUUUGCUUGAUGUCACUGGAUGUAACUGAAUAUGAGCUUCAGAUGAUGGAGCAGCAGGCGCGGGAGGAAGCCAGUGAAGCCACGCACGUGUCUGAUCAGGACCUAAUUUCCGUGAUGGAUGCUCAUGAUCUUUCUUAUGUUAUUGAAAGUGAUGAAGAUCUGGAAAUGCAGAUGCUUAAAUCAUUAGAAGACUUGGACUGUGACAAGUCGAAGCAGAAUGUGCCAGAAACAGAAGGCAAGGCCAGGGUUGCUGACGAUGAGGGGGACGAGGAAGCUGUUGAAGAAGAGGACGAUGAAUGGGACCCUUCGCUGCCGACACCUACUGCAGAGCAAAUCAUUUGCCUAAAGACCUACUUUGGACAUUCCAACUUUAAACCGAUGCAGUGGAAAGUGAUCCAUUCUGUUUUAGAAGAAAGAAGAGAUAAUGUGGUAGUUAUGGCUACUGGGUACGGCAAGAGUUUGUGCUUCCAGUUCCCUCCCGUGUUUGUCGGUGGAAUCGGCAUCGUUGUCUCUCCUCUGAUUUCUCUGAUGGAAGACCAGGUGCUUCAGCUCAAAAUGUCCAACGUUAAAGCCUGUUUCCUCGGAUCAGCUCAGUCAGAAGAUGUCAUCAGUCGUGUUAAAGCGGGAGAGUACAGGGUUGUGUACAUCACCCCCGAAUUCUGCCUGGCCAGCUUGGACCUGCUGACACGGCUCAACGCUGACCUGGGGAUCACCUUGAUCGCUGUGGACGAGGCCCACUGUGUGUCGGAGUGGGGGCAUGACUUCAGAAAUUCAUUCCGAAGCUUGGGUGCCUUGAAGAAUGCCUUGCCGACGGUGCCUGUGCUGGCGCUGACGGCGACAGCGAGCUCCUCCAUCCGAGCAGACAUUGUGCACUGCCUCAACCUGCAGAACCCUCAGGUCACCUGCACCAGCUUUGACCGGCCCAACCUCUACCUGGAUGUUGGGCGGAAGACGGGCAAUAUCCUUCAGGAUCUGGACAGGUUUCUUGUGAAGAAGACAGAAUCAUCCCGGGAAUUUGAAGGCCCCACUAUCAUUUAUUGCCCUACUAGAAAGAUCUCUGAACAAGUGACUGCAGAGCUGCGGAAACUGAACUUGGCCUGUGGGACGUACCACGCGGGCAUGGCGAUUAAGUCGAGGCGAGAGAUCCAGCACCGAUUCAUGCAUGAUGAAAUCCAGUGUGUCAUAGCAACAGUCGCCUUUGGCAUGGGGAUUAACAAAGCUGACAUCCGUAAAGUCAUCCACUAUGGUGCUCCCAAGGGAAUGGAGUCUUACUACCAGGAGAUGGGCAGGGCUGGCCGCGACGGCCUGCCCAGUGCUUGCCAUGUGCUCUGGGCCUCUGCGGACAUCACCAUCAACAGGCGCCUCGUUAGUGACAUCCAGAAUGCUGACUUUCGGCGGUACAAACUGAAGAUGAUGAGAAAAUUAGAGAAGUAUCUUCAGUCCAGCAAAUGCCGGCGGAAAAUCAUCUUGUCUCAUUUUGAAGACAGACAGCUCCGAAAGGCCUCCUUGGGCAUCAUGGGAACAGAGCAGUGCUGUGACAACUGUCAGGCCAGAAUGAAGGACCCUCAGUCCAGCGUUGACUCCGAGGAGCACCUGCAGGACCUGGGACCACAGGCUUACAAGCUGCUGUCUGCCGUGCGUGACUUAGGAGAGAAGUUUGGAAUUGGGGUCCCCGUUUUAUUUCUUCGAGGCUCGAAUUCUCAACGUCUUCCUGAUAAAUUCCGCCAGCAUUGUCUCUUUGGUGGUGGCAAGGACCAUUUGGAGAGCUGGUGGAAGGCUUUGGCUCGACAGCUCAUUUUAGAGGGUUUUUUGGAAGAAAAGGCGGGGUGCAAGAAGUUUGCCAAAUUGUGCGUCCUUACGAAGGAGGGUAGAGCCUGGCUGGAUAAAGCCGUUGAUGAAUCAGCCCGAACACUCCUCCUUCAUGCCAGUGAAGACCUAUGUCCGAGGAAAUUACUAAAACUAAGUGUCUGGCCAGCGUCACCAGCGGAGCCUCUUCCUGGGUCCCUUGACUCCCAAGCAUCGGUGUCAUCCAAAGAGGAGGAGUGUCAGACUACGCUGUAUUGGCAGCUGGUGGAAGCAAGACAGAAGCAGGCCAGUGAAAAGGACAUCCCUCCAGCUUUGCUGGCCACCAACAAGGUGCUGGUGGACAUGGCCAAGAUGAGGCCAAGUACCUUGGAAAGUCUGAGAAACAUUGAAGGCGUUUCCGAGGCCAAGUGCGUGCUGCUCGCCCCUCUCCUGGAGGUCAUUCGAGCCUUCAGCCAGACAAACAAGCUUCCGACAGACUUGUCGUCCAGCCCUUCACCCGGCUCGGAGGAGAGCAGCCUGGCAAAGAAACAGGAGCACAUACCGCUUGCGAAGUCGGUCUCCAUCACUUACUCUUUGUUCCAGGAAAAGAACCUGUCUUUGGAGAGCAUUGCCAAGAGCAGGACGAUGCCUCUCCCCGUGGUCGGCAGUCACUUAUCCCAGGCGGUGAAGGUGGGCUACCCUCUGGACCUUGAGCGUGCGGGCCUGACCCCGCAUGUCCGCAAGAUAAUCACCGACGUGAUCCGGAAACCUCCCAUCAACUCAGAUAUUUCCAAGAUGAAGGACAUCAGGACGCUGGUUCCUUCCAAAGUUGAAACCUACCUCAUCCAGAUAGCAGUGGCGCUGAUGGAGAAGGAGAGGACUCUGGAAGCCCCGCUCCCUGACCCAGCGCCAAAGGAGUCCAGCGUGGGGAGCGUUGUGCCCAGCACUUCGGAGCCCUGCUCAGGGGCCAGCAAGCCUGGGCAGGAGGCCUCCAAGAGGAAGUUCCCAGACUGGUUCUCUCCGGCCCAGAGGAGUGGGCCUCCAGCAGGCACGUCCAAGAAAGCCAAGGCCGGAGCCAGGAAGGGGCUCUUCACUUGAGAUGGGCUGAUCUCGGGAACUGUUGGCGCCUGUCUCACUUGGACUUUUGUUACUGUUCCGUGAAGAGGUUUUUAGGGGGUUUCCCAAGACCUUUCUUUACGUGAUGGCCUCCGACCCACUGAGACAUGAAGGGUGGCUCUUGUUUUCCUCCGAAGCGGGGCCAGGCCCCUGCCGGCCACAAAGCCUGCCCCGCUGGCCUGUUGCCCCGGAGUCUGUAAACCGCUUCUGGCCGCAGGGGCGGGAUGUGGGCACUGUCUUUGGCACCUGCGGGUGGAACUGCGGUGACCAAGAGGCCUCCUUGGCCCGCCGUUGUGAUUUCCUCAUUUUCUGUGAGGCUGCCCUCCUUGGUGCUGCUGCCUUCAGCGCCAGCCUCUAGGUGUGGGGCACCCACCGUCCAGGCACUGCUCCUUGUGGUCACUCUGUCUCUUCCGUAGUGGGGCGCUUUGUACUUGGCCCGUCUGGUAGUUUUUCAUAAAAUAAAUGUCUGCUUGUUCCAAACGUUCCAUUGUUUUCUACCCCGCUGGGGUGGGGUUUGUGGGGUGGCGGAUCUGUGUGGCUUCUGUCCCGACCUCCCAGAUCCUCCCUGCGGCCUCCUGGCCCGGUCCACCUCGACCACACAACCCCCUCAUCGAUCCACUGGGUCACAGUCCUCUGAAGUGGAGAAGUUUGAGGUAGUUGAUCUGCAUUCACCCACUUUUCUGAGCCUCAGUUUCCCUGUCUAUAGAAUAGGGAUGAUAGCAGUGCUGUUAAUGAUUCCUGCUGACCUGAAGCUGCCAGACUGCAGCCUGAGGAGGGAAACUUCAUUAACUCUGUUGUGAUAAUGAAUUGGUUCUCUCUAGAAAGGCUACAGAGUCUUUUUUUUGUUUUGUUUCGUUUUUUUUACCAUUUACAAACACUUCCCUCACAAUAGCCUGAGGGGGAGGGAGGAGGGAGAGGAUUCAGUGAGAUAGUGCUGUGAACUUUCUGGUCUGAUCUGGCUUGCAGGCUGGAUUCUCUUGUUACUGUUAUCUCCAUUUUACCAUGCGUUACUGGAGCCUGAGGGGCUCUGUCCUGCCCUUUCUCCCUUGGCUUCCUCUGUUAGGGCCUGACCCCACAGGCAUCCAUCCUCUCCUCAAGGCUUCCUCCAGAGUUUUCUCUCCUUAGUUAAUUCCUCUUUUCUUGAGAAAUCAAUUCUGUCUUAAAACACAAGGUUUCCUCAGUUUCCUCAUCUGCAAAAUGAGGCCUUUGGAUGAGACGGUCUCUAAAGGUCGUUCCCCAUGUAAAUUCCUGUGAUUCGAUGUGGUUGCCAUCUAGGGAUCCCUGAAGCGGCAUCCUGAUGUGGGGAAAGCUGUUUGUGCUGGCACUAAAGCAAACCUGCUGUAGUGUGGGAAACCAGAUGAUGGAACUUGUUAGAAACUUUGGCAAGGAAAAAAAAA
Molecule: messenger RNA, 5503 nt
Organism: Vombatus ursinus (common wombat)
Lineage: Eukaryota; Metazoa; Chordata; Mammalia; Diprotodontia; Vombatidae
Gene: WRN
Product: Werner syndrome RecQ like helicase
Exons: 32
Coding region: 99-4088 (1329 amino acids)
Biological process (GO): DNA replication; telomere maintenance; double-strand break repair via homologous recombination
Cellular component (GO): cytoplasm; nucleoplasm; nucleus
Molecular function (GO): ATP binding; four-way junction helicase activity; 3'-5' DNA helicase activity
Source: RefSeq, a predicted model, not a curated record